Messenger RNA from Arachis stenosperma, 904 nucleotides. RefSeq lists its product as uncharacterized. The coding region runs from base 30 to 488 and encodes 152 amino acids. Lineage: Eukaryota; Viridiplantae; Streptophyta; Magnoliopsida; Fabales; Fabaceae. The transcript is spliced from 2 exons. The record is from RefSeq and is a predicted model, not a curated record.
UACGGUGUAAUCGCAGUAGAAGUUGCAAGAUGAAUCGGAUGCGCGUGGGGUUCCGUAUCUCCUCUGCCGCCGUGGCUGCGGCGGCGGAAAAGGGAGGAGUAUGGCGGAGGAGCAUGUCGACGGUGUCAAAGGCGAAAGAAAUAAUUGAAGGGAAGAAGGGCAAAAAUCGCAAAGCUACGAGCGAACUCUGCAACUACCUCGGCAUCCCUCAUCAGUCUCGUUCAGAGAUGGCGUUAACCCUCUCUAAGUUCAUGAAGCUCUACAAUGCCAGGAGUCCUGGUAUUAAGAAAGAUGAUAUCUGGGAGAAGAAUUUGAAUACGUUGUUACGUGGCAAAACUAGUAUUGGUUUUCCUGAGGUUGCUAGAAUUCUGUCUCCAGAAUUUGGCCAGCAGGGUGGAAUCAGCACCAAGGACAGUAACAUGGAUUCUCACACGGACAACACAAAGGGGAAGGGUUCAAAAAAGAAAGGGAAAUCAUCAAAGAAGUAGGUUUUCGCAUAUCGUUUUUCUGUCCUCUUACACCCCAAGUUAGAUAUUAAGAGUUGUGGUUUAUUAGUUUGCAUCACUAUCAUAAUUAGAGAAAUCCAAUGACAAAACUAGAGUUUUAACUAUUGAAACUAGUUUGGUUGUUCUAUAUGAGAAAACUAGUUUUCCCAUUAAGAGUCUUGUCCUUCGAAAUAAUAGUGUCUUUCCUGUUGCUCUUUUGGUACGUUCAUUAGUCUUAACUCUUAAGCCUGAAAGAGACGGUCUCUUGCUUAGACAUAAUUCAUACAUUGGAUAUAUUAAUAAUUUUAUUUUAUAUUUAGUAAAAUCGAUUUAAUCACAGUUCAACUUCAGUUAGAUUAUUGAAUCCUCUCUACUGAUUUGUUGACUGAUUUGGUUUAGGGUUGUGAGAGAACGCAAUU